AUGAAGCUCAAAAAAUAUGACGUGUGUCCCCAGACCGACCACGACCCGCGCAACCCAGCCUACAUAGCAACGCAAGGCCCAUUGCCCCAGACGACGGCCGAUUUUUGGCAACUGGUUUGGGAGCAGGGCAGCGUAGUCAUAGUGAUGCUGAGCCGACUGACCGAGGAGGGCCAGGCCAUGUGCCACCGCUACUGGCCCGACGAGGGUUCCGAGAUCUACCACAUCUACGAGAUCCACAUAGUCUCCGAGCACAUCUGGUGCGACGACUACCUCGUGCGCUCGUUCUAUCUCAAGAAUCUGCGCACCAGCGAGACCCGCACCGUCACCCAGUUCCACUUCCUCUCCUGGCCCAACAACAGCGUGCCCAAGUCCACCAAGACUCUCCUCGAGUUCAGGCGCAAAGUCAACAAGUCGUACCGUGGCAGGUCCUGUCCCAUCAUUGUCCACUGCAGCGACGGAGCGGGUCGUACCGGCACCUAUUGCCUGAUCGACAUGCUGCUCAACCGCAUGUCCAAAGGAGCCAAGGACAUCGACUUGGCCACGACUCUCGAGCACAUACGCGACCAGCGGCCGGGGAUGGUCGCCACCAAGCAGCAGUUUGAGUUCGUCCUCAUGGCGGUGGCCGAAGAGGUGCACGCCAUCCUGAAAACCUUGCCCGCCGUAGCCGCUGCUGACGACAAAUCAACCGCUGUUGCUACUGCUGCUACUGACAAACAGCCCACCAAGUCCGAUAAGUAACUUUCCUUCCCUAUGUAUACCAAUUCACCGUUCUCUUAUUACUUUUUUUUUUUUUUUUUUUUUUUUUUUGUUGUCCCUUGAAUUAUCGGAUAUAACGUGUAUACCUCAAACUCGGUUGGCUAUUAUUUCGACUCCGUACGCCCAUUGUAUCGACGAGAUAGGACUGAUCGAUCUCAAACAAUUUAUGGAACUAUCAUAUUAGACUGUUUUAGUACGGGGUAUGAGUAUAGGCUUUUGCUUGACUUUUUGCAUGGGAGGACGCAUAUUUUAUCAUGUGUACAUGUAUUUUAUAUGUAUAUGUAUAUCUUGUGGUGACGAGGCAAAAUGUGUACAAGUCAUUCGGUCGAUAAACAUUCAAAAAUGUACGUAAAAAAGGAAAAAAGAAUAUCAAUAUGUUUUUUUUUUCUCUAUUAUUAUUUUUAUUUGCACGCUUGGUGCGUGCGUCAAAGCGAUUUUUAAUUUUCAUCGAUGAAUGUAUAAAAUGGAGGUAUACAGUAAUUUAUCGUGUAAAAUUGAUGUCAGUGAUGCACAUCAUCUCUCUGUGUGUGUACACUACUUGCAUGUCGGCCUAUAAUUGUAAGGACAUAUAUACAAAAAUUAAGGAAUCAACAAGAUCGAGACUCGCAACUUUUUGUGCAUUAGAAAAUCAUUAUACCUAUACGCUGAAAUUCACGUACUUUUAUUCGCUCUGAUUAUUGCAUCCUAUCGAUUAAUUCACGAUUUAUUUUUUACUGUGAGAAAAAUAAAGAAAGAGAAACUAGACUCAUCGAAAACAAUGUGUUACUGAAUGAGACAUAAAACAAAGAAUGCCUAGACGUUUAAUUGACGAACUUGCAGGAGAAUUCAUCGAUUUUUGGCUAAACACGUUUAAAGGAUAUAUUACUCAUGUACUCCGAGUAACGAGAAUCAUGAUCACGCUGCACAACUUAUGUAAUAUGCGUAUGUGUGUACUAUACUCGGUGCAAUUAUUAAUCACGUAAGAGUGUACGGUACUAUUUCCUAUUUUUUUCCUUCGUAAGAGCAGAGAUUUACUAUUUUUUCCCGUUACUUGUACGUUUGGGAGAAUUAGAACGGAGGUAAACUUUAAAACUAUAUAAACUGUGUAUCAUGUGCUGAAAGUAUUCCAAGUCAUUAUUUCAUUGAUCUAUUAUUGAUAAACAAUAAUAAUAUGUAACAACAUACAAUGGUGUAUAAUGUGUCCAUGCAUAAGUAUAUAUAAUCUAUAAGCGAGAGGACCAUGAGACAUGUAACAACUAUACCUUUCUACGAUACGAAUUUUUCAAUUAGUAGUGUCCUCAGCUUAUUUCUUUUUUUAUAUAGUUACAGAAAUUGUAUGAAUUUUUUAUA
Messenger RNA from Copidosoma floridanum, 2085 nucleotides. RefSeq names its product tyrosine phosphatase IA-2 (gene IA-2). The record is from RefSeq and is a predicted model, not a curated record. Gene Ontology annotation, molecular function: protein tyrosine phosphatase activity. Gene Ontology annotation, biological process: protein dephosphorylation; regulation of secretion. NCBI's taxonomy places the organism in Eukaryota, Metazoa, Arthropoda, Insecta, Hymenoptera, Encyrtidae. Gene Ontology annotation, cellular component: secretory granule; synapse.